Messenger RNA from Talaromyces stipitatus ATCC 10500, 1215 nucleotides. Its product is annotated as U1 small nuclear ribonucleoprotein A, putative. Gene Ontology annotation, biological process: mRNA splicing, via spliceosome. The record is from RefSeq and is a predicted model, not a curated record. The transcript is spliced from 3 exons. Bases 60 to 602 code for a protein of 180 amino acids. Gene Ontology annotation, molecular function: pre-mRNA intronic binding; U12 snRNA binding. Gene Ontology annotation, cellular component: U12-type spliceosomal complex. NCBI's taxonomy places the organism in Eukaryota, Fungi, Ascomycota, Eurotiomycetes, Eurotiales, Trichocomaceae.
GUUCCGAACAAUUCUCCCUCAGUCUCGUUUGAAUUGACAUUUUUAUCUACAAGAUCGAUAUGGCUACCAGGGUUGUAAAAUCUCAAAAUGGCCAAGCAAAUGCCAAAAAUGUCGGCGCACCAAAUCAGACGCUGUACAUCAAGAACCUGCCGGAUAAGAUCCGAAAGCCAGACCUCAGAAUGGCAUUAUACAUGCUUUUCUCUACAUACGGCCCUGUCUUGGAUGUUGUGGUUAUGAGAACAGCCAAAAUGCGAGGACAGGCACAUAUAGUCUACCGAGAUAUUCAGGCUAGCACACAAGCUAUGCGUGCUCUUCAGGGAUUCGAUUUUUUUGGCAGAGAGCUAGCGAUUGUAUAUGCGAAAGGGAGCUCCCAUGUUAUUGCUAAGCUCCGCGGUACAUACAUGGCAACCGCCACGGCGAAUGCUCCCGUAGGAGCAUCAACCGACUUGCAAAAGUCCAUCUUCGGUGCUCCGCCCUCGGCCGCGACUGCUGCAACAGUUGGUACUAAACGUCCUCGCGAGGAAGAAAGUGACGAAGGCGAGGCACCUAUGGAUGAAGAUGAGAGUGAUGUCCCAAUGGAAGCCUCAUCGGAUGAGGACUAGGUGUGCUAUGGCCAAUCGAACGGUGAUACUUUCGUGUUGACAAGCAUGAGCUCGAACCGUCAAUCGCUCCGGACUAUGAUGCCACGAACAGUCGGCUGGGAAGACUUAGAUUAAUGCAGCCACCAACAAGGCCGAGCCAUGUGGGAAGAUAGUCUUCCGGUUCAAUGUUUUUAUCGCCGGCAAUCGCUUUCAUGGCACUGGCGGUGUUACAAGGGUGAACGAAAUAAGCUGGAAUGCCAGACUGUGGAUGAUACUGUUCUUAAUGAGUUCAUGAAGAUCACAGCGACAACAUCGCGACAGGGUGUCAUAACGUACUCCAAAACUGAUACCGCCCAUGACGCCGUUGCUUUUCAAUGAUUGUUGGUGUUGAUGCGGGACGAGGAAGUUGUAUAUGUCAUCUAAUGCCGCAGGACCUACCUGAAAGGCCCCUUUUAGAAGGAAAUACAUGACAGGUACAUUAUAUGACGUUGAGAGUGCAAUAUCAUAGUCAAUGGCCAAUUGUUCUUCAUUGACCCCAUCGCGAAUAAGGGUUUCCUAGCGUGGAGUCACGGUUAGGACCAAUGUAACUACAACAGGUAGGACCUUCGGAUGUCUUACUCGAUCGUCGUCUUCG